This is a messenger RNA of Symbiodinium natans, 591 nucleotides long. The record is from the annotation of a GenBank genome assembly. Lineage: Eukaryota; Dinophyceae; Suessiales; Symbiodiniaceae.
AUGGCAGGCAGAGAAGUCCAACCUCUCGCCUGCUUGCUCCUGUUGGCUCUCACUUCGCUUUCUGCAGCGCAGGAUGCCUUGGGCAGCGUUUGCGCCCAUGAGUUCUACGAUAAUGUCGAUCGAACUGGGCGGCAGAUCCGCGAAGGUGAAACGAUCUAUAGGGACAUCCGCUACAACAUGACCCACAGGUACAUCUACCAAAACCAGGACGUGGUCACGAUGAACCAGCCGGACCAGUACCGCAAGGUGAUCAUCAAUCUGGAGCCCUGCCGAGGCGUAGUGUACCUCUUUGUCCGAAAGACGCGCAGGUGCUGGCCGAACCCCUACAGCUGUAUCGAUCUCAGACCCGGCUUCGAGAGAAGGGAGGCCUCCAAUUGCGAAUGGACGCACUUUAUGUCUGAAAUCGAUGGAAGCAGGGACGGGGCGCCGACCUAUUUCGAAGUCCCGCUGUCUUCCACCAAGUUCUUCAUUUCCGUGUACUCCCCGACCGAGUACUCUGCCUACACGCUCACCAUCCUCGCAGACAUUGGCCGCUGGCCUCGGCCCGGGGCGUUUGGGCGGCUGACUGCAAGGUGCUUGAGCCAGAAGUAG